UGAGAUUCCUGAGAGAGCAUAGAAAGGAAAAGAAAAACAGAGUAGCGGACAAAAUUUGAAAACAAAGGCUGAAAUUUGAAGAAACAGAGAUCAUUGGGUUGAAAUAUAUGGCAGAGGUUGUCUUGCUAGUCGAUGAUUUGAAAUUACUUUCUGGGGUUCCUCGUUGUAGAAUAUGUCAUGAAGAAGAGUUUGAAAGCUCAGAAACCAUGGAAGCACCUUGUGCUUGUUCUGGGACCGUUAAGUUUGCUCAUAGAGAUUGCAUACAGAGAUGGUGCAACGAGAAAGGAAAUACAACAUGUGAAUUAUGUCUCCAGCAAUAUGAACCCGGAUACACAGUUCCGCCAAAGAAGUCUAAGAUAAAUGAUGAAGCAACGUCCAUUAGGGAUGAGGAAGAAGCAUCAAACGGAAGAAUAGAGAUUAUGGUUGAAGGAGUUGCAAUAGAAAGCGAGUACUCUGAAUGCAGCUCAGCCGCUGACAGAAGCGCGUCUUGCUGUCGAUCACUAGCUAUAGCUUUUACACUAGUCUUACUUGUAAGACAUCUUUUCGCAGUGCUUACAAAUGGAACGGAAGAUUACCCAUUUACUCUACUAACUGUCAUUAUAUUAAAGGCUACCGGAAUUAUUAUACCCAUGUACAUAAUAAUUAAGACAAUCGGCGCCAUUCAGAACUGUCAGGAUCCUGACUAUGACACGUCAACAUCUGACGAAAAUGAGACGGCAUAAUGUAAAUUCCUAGAUUAUUUGCUUAGUGUAUCAGAGCAUUAUGAUGAUGCUCGUCAAAUUCAAAUAUUUUGCGGGAUAAUUUAUAAUAAAAUAAAUAAAGUAAUAACUUGUGCAACA
Molecule: messenger RNA, 839 nt
Organism: Cajanus cajan (pigeon pea)
Lineage: Eukaryota; Viridiplantae; Streptophyta; Magnoliopsida; Fabales; Fabaceae
Gene: PIT1
Product: RING/FYVE/PHD zinc finger superfamily protein
Biological process (GO): protein ubiquitination
Cellular component (GO): membrane
Molecular function (GO): zinc ion binding; ubiquitin-protein transferase activity
Source: RefSeq, a predicted model, not a curated record